UCCCUGUUUUAAAUGUUGCCCUUGGUAUUCACUCAACCUUGAUUUACCUAUAAAAUGGCUCAGAAUGGCUCACUCAGCCAGGCUGCCGACAGGAGGACUUGAUCUUCAGUGUACCCAGUACAGAAAUUCUUUGCUAACAGCUUGUAGUGAGAAAUGACCUGUAGCUGCAGCAUCUAUCUAUUCAAAUGUGGUCUUGCAGUAAAGGUAGCUCUUUAUCAAUCUGCUUUAGCACGUCUGUUUCAGAACUACAGUUUCAGAAUGAAGUGACUGCAAGACUAAGCCUUCUAAAAGACAGGCUUUAAAUUGGCUGUCAGGGAUCUUAUAUAUGUCGGCAGUUAGACUGUGAAUAUAAAAAAAGACUAAUCAUGUUCAUGCUAGCAGCCAGUCCGUGACACAGGUGAUCUAGAUUGUGGUCAUCUGAAUGGUCCAUUCAGAACACUGUACCAUUGAUCAUAAAUACAGCAUGAUCACAAGAUGAAUCUGACACUGUGGACACUUUUAUCAUUUAUUAUGACUAUAAGUCUAUUCCCACUCCAGUUUUUCCUAUUCCUAAAUACAGAAUAUUUAUUAAUAACACAAAAUAACUUAACUUAUUUUGAUGUAUUUAGACCUAUGAAGAAAGUAAUGGGAAUUAAGAAGAGCCUUGUAAGAACAGAUGGGUUCUUCAGGAGGAAAAGUGAGGGAAAAUCAUUUAGGAAGCAGAGAAUAGAAGUUGGUAAAGGAGGGGCGCCUGGGUGGCUCCGUCGGUUGAGCAUCUGACUUCGGCUCAGGUCAUGAUCUCAUGGUUCGUGAGUUCAAGCCCCAUGUCGGGCUCUGUGCUGACAGCUCAGAGCCUGGAGCCUGCUUCAGAUUCUGUGUCCCCCCGCCCCCCUCCGCCCCACCCCUGCUUGUGCUGUCUCUCUCUGUCUUGCAAAAAUGAAUAAACAUUAAAAAAAGUUGGAAAAGGAUGAGAAAAGCGGUAUGGCACUUAAAAAAAUAGCAGUGAAAAGAAUGAGUUUCUUGAAUAUGGGGAAAAUACUAACAGCCAAACUUCCCAGGAUACCGUAGAGCACCUGGAAAAGACUUCUGAAGAAAAGUGACCUUCAUGUACUAUUGCUAGCAUUCUAUGUUUUGCCAUGAAGUAAAAUCUAGUUUGCGUGGCUCGAAAUUGUAAUGCAAGAGGCUUACUCUGGGCAAUAGUGAAUGGCACUUGGGGGCAGUGUUCUCACUUAGUUUUCUUUUUCUGCCAAUUGUCCUGAAGUCUAAGGGUUUUUUUGUUUUUUGUUUUUUUGUCAGUUUCUGAAUCGAAACUAAAUUUUCAUUUCUCAGCUAGGUAAGAUUGUAUUGUCUGUUGGUUAAUCGUGUAUAGUGCCUGCCAGAUGGAGUCAUAUAGCUUCUGAUUUUUGUUAGUCCCUAAAGGUUUGGGGAAAUUCACAAGGGUGAUCUUAUCUAACGAGUGAUGACUCCCCCAAGGCAAAUCGGGUCUUUUCCUAGAGCUUCCGUGGAAACAAGAAUGUGCAAAGGUAUUUCAAUGCAGAAUAUCUUUGAAAAGAUGGGGGGGAGAAAUGAGAGUUGUGGGACAUCUUGUAUUUAUCAGGUAGCUUGGUCCCAGAACUGAUGGUAGAAAGGUGGCUUGUGCUUGAGACCACAUUUCGUACCUGGCUGUUCUAGUUGCCAAAUGGGGGAUGACCCAGGUUUUUUACAUAGGGAAGGCUUUCUUGGGUACUGUAUAGGCUUAAUGGGGCCUUUGUUUACAUUUAAUUUAAGUUCAUUCUGUUAGUUUCAGGCAUUUCUUAUACAUUGUGUUGUUGAAGACAAUUUAAACAUAGAUUCCCCCAUGUCAUUUAACCAUAAAGAGUUGGAAGCACUUACUGAAAUGGGCCAGGCGCUGUUGUGGAUUACAGAGACUAACAGAAACUGCCCUCUAGAUAAUGUCACACUCCAGAGGGAGCAUAGCCCAUGGUCAUAAUACCUGGAAACAAAGCCUUGUGACAGUGUGUUCUCAGUUCCCAGGAGCACUGAGAUUUGGAGAGCUUGAGAGGAACCUUCGCAGGGGACGGGAUUUUUGAAAGAUAGUUGGCAGGGGACAGACGGGAGUAGAAGUUUGUCAGGUGGGGACCAGGAAGGGCUUUGUAGGUAGUGAAAAUAGCAUGUACCAACACAUGGAGUCCUAAGCCAGCACACUGACUGUCGGAUAUAAGAGAAGAGUCCUUUUGGAAUUUGCCUCAGAUUGAGCAAUAUGUGUCCAUGUGACCAUGAACCUGGUCAGAGGCUGCUCAUCAGUUGCAUCAUAGCCGCCUCUUCCAACCCCUCUCACAUGUUCAUGGAAGGAAAGCCCAGGUUCUGAAUUGGCUUCUGCAUUCCACUUUGGAAAUGAUUUUAUCUCUUGGCAGCUGCCGGCCCUUUUCUGAGCAUCUAUAUUCUAUAAUCAUCAGUUUUUAGGCAAGUACAUAUUUUGGAGGAUGAACCAGAGGAGAAUACAAUCUGUACAAUAUGAGGCAAAUCUAGUAGUGAAAUGGCAGAAUAAUUAUUGCUCCUCUGCCAUCUGUGGCAUCAAAAUGAAAAUGACAGCUUCUCAAUGUACGUCAGGCUGCUCACUGCGUUUCUACUUUCUGAGUCAGAGGACAUAACUAAUCUUUGUUCAUACUAUGCUCUGGCAUAUUUGUUUUCAUCUUCUGUCUGGAUAAUUGUUGCCUUUUCAGUCUGAAGGAACUGGCCCUGAGAAAAGAAUUAUUCAUUCAACAUUUAGCAGCCUUCCUUCUAAGGCAUUUUGGUAGAUGAUAUAAGUAAAUAUCGCACUGAAUAGUGGGUUUUUGACAAUUCAAAUUUCCUGGUCCAUUUAGAGACACGCAUUAGAGAAUGUGCAACUGUUGCUUUAUAAACUAUGUGUUACUUACUUUCUUAUUCUUCUACCUACAUUUAAGAGAUUUUUUUUUUUAAUGUUUCAAAUAAUACUCUUCCAAAAGCUGUUUAAUUCUCAGAUAUUAAACAAUUUCUGGGGCACCUGGGUGGCUCAGUCGGUUAAAUACCCGACUCUUGAUUUUGGCUCAGGUCAUGAUCUCACAGUUCAUGAGUUCGAGGCACACAUUGGGUUCUGUGCUCACUGUGCAGAACCUGCUUCAGAUCCUCUGUUUCCCUCUUUCUAGCCCUCUCCCACUCACCAACAUUCUCCCUCUCUCUCUCAAAAAUAAAUAAAUGUUAAAAGAAAAUUUUUUUUUGAGAUUCUGACAUAGUGACCCUACAGCUCCACUGCUAAGUAUAUACCCAAGAAAAAUGGAAACAUGUUCACAUAAAAACCUGUCCAUGAAUGUUCAGAGCAGCAUUAUUCAUAAUAGCAAACUGGAAAUAACCUGAGUGUCCAGCAACUGAUAAACAGGUGCUGCCACAUCUGCAAACUUCCUGGAAGAGUGAUGGGGAUUCGAGUGCUUCGUUUCUCUUUGGUGGCCAUCCUUGUGCUGCUGCUGGUAGCUGGGGCUCUGACCACUUUACUUCCAAAUAUUAAAGAAGACAAGAUGCUCACUCUGCGAAGGGAAAUAAAAUCCCCGGGCAAGUCCACCCUGGAUUCCUUUACUCUGAUAAUGCAGACAUACAACAGAACAGACCUCUUACUGAGACUUUUAAAUCAUUAUCAGGCAGUGCCACACCUGCAUAAAGUGAUCGUGGUGUGGAACAACAUUGGGGAGAAGGGACCGGAUGAGUUAUGGAAUUCUCUAGGGCCUCACCCCGUCCCUGUGAUCUUCAAACCACAGACAACAAACAGGAUGAGAAAUCGACUCCAGGUCUUUCCUGAACUGGAAACCAAUGCUGUGUUAAUGGUAGAUGAUGACACACUAAUUAGUGCCCAAGACCUUGUCUUUGCUUUCUCGGUUUGGCAGCAAUUUCCUGAUCAAAUUGUAGGAUUUGUUCCUAGAAAGCAUGUCUCUACUUCAUCAGGUAUCUACAGUUAUGGAGGUUUUGAACUGCAAACACCUGGGUUUGGAAAUGGUGACCAGUACUCUUUGGUGCUGAUUGGAGCCUCAUUCUUCAAUAGCAAAUACCUUGACCUCUUUCAGAGGCAACCUGCAGCUGUCCAUGCCUUGAUAGAUGAAACCCAAAACUGUGAUGAUAUUGCCAUGAAUUUUAUCAUUGCCAAACACACUGGGAAGACUUCAGGGGUAUUCGUGAAACCUGUAAACAUGGGCAAUCUAGAAAAAGAAACCAACGGGGGCUAUCCUGGAAUGUGGCAUCGAGCUGAGCACUUCCUGCAGAGAUCUUAUUGUAUAAAUAAGCUUGUUGAUAUCUAUGAUAGCAUGCCUUUAAAAUACUCCAACAUUAUGAUUUCUCAGUUUGGUUUUCCAUAUGCCAACCACAAAAGUAAAAUAUGAGAGUAAAACGAACAAAAUCAAACCUCAAAACUGCUUUGUAUUUGAAUAUCUUCUCUGCGCUACAAUUGGUGUGGUUUUUUUUGUUUGUUUUUGUUUUUGUUUUUUUAAGCAACAUCAUGAACUUUUAUCUACUACAGAAGUCUCUACAAAGGAGAAAAUGUACAGUGCUUCUAGGACAUAAAAGUCACAUGAACUUCAAAAGCCAAGAAGCUUGUACUCUCUAGAUAGGUCUUCUUGUGAGGAGUUUUCAUCUGCAGAGAGAACUCCUUGGCCAGCGAUUUUAAUGUUUACAUUCUGAGACUUCUAGACUUCUACAAUUUCGUUGACUCAUGGCAUUUGCCUUAAGGACCUAUUGCAAGUUGUCUCCAGGAUCAGAAACUCCAGAGAAGCAUUUCUCAGCUUUUUCAUUAAAGGAUGAUUGUUUUCAUUUGAAGCCUGAGAUGCCUCGUUAGCAAAAGCCUGUGGUGUAGAGAAAAGCCAUGUGAGGCGAGGAUAAUCUCAAUCCCUUAUAAAAACAAGUAGAAAACUCAUGACUACCAUGCUUUCAUUGUGGUCUUUCUAGCACUAACUCGGCCUGGCAUGGUUUCGAUGCAUCAAUCACUGCUUUUAUUUUCAUUGAUAAGUCUGUUGUGACUGGAAGUGUUCAUUUUAGUAGCUGAAGGAUGUCUCAUUGAUCACUUGGUUUUUGUGAACAUUUACUGCAUGGAUCACAGAAAAGUGCAGCCUGUGUUUCUCAUGUGCAACCUAUAUGCAGCAAGGAGUAAAUGUGUUACUAGAUUCAGGUAGUGCAUUUUGGCUCUGAAUCUGACCUUGAGAGUAUACAUUGAUUCUUAUAUUUUACAUAAACCAUGCAUUGUUGUUUAAGAAACUUCUAAAAUAAUCUUCUAAAAGAAUGCUUUAAUUAGGAACUGGCAAAAGUUAAAACCCUUGAUGUCAAGAGAUAUUUGCUGUUAGGGCAUAGGUUACCUCAUGGAUACUGAAGUUACGUGUAUUAUACACAAAGUUAAUUUCUUGUAUUCAGAGCUGCUGCUGCUGCUACUUUUAAUUUCCCCCCAAAAAAGACUCGAGGCACCAUUCAUCAUGAUGAAAUUUUGAUUACAUGGAUACAGGAAAAAAAUAAGAGAACUGAAUCAUAGCAGAGGAAUUUUAUACAGAGUCUGCAUCAGUAAAUUGUUGAAUUGCUCACUCUGUUGCGUGAAUUAGUAUCUGUGUUCCACACAGUGUCCGUGUUUGGGUCCUUGUUCAUACUAGUAGCAAGGAAUAUUUAAUUAAGCUUCAUCACCUCCUCUUCUUCUUCCCCCUUCUUCUCCCAUAAUGUCAUUAUUUUCUCACAAUUGCAAAGCUGUGAAAACAUUGUUAUAAUCAUGGUUAAUGUUCCAACAAUGAAGUCUUUGUGCAAUCAGUUCAGUACAUGUUGUUUCUUUACCUUGGCAUGUGUAUGUGUCUUAAUGCAGUCAGAUAAAGCCAGUAGAACUCAGAACCUCACUAAAAAUCUAUAAUGUUCAUUAUCUGCUUUGGUCAACCUUGGUAGUGAUUUUUUUGCCUCUUGGGACUCCACUGGCAGAUAAAUAAAAUCAACUUCUACCGUGAA
Neofelis nebulosa (Clouded leopard) is the source of this 5934-nucleotide messenger RNA. RefSeq names its product exostosin like glycosyltransferase 2 (gene EXTL2). The transcript is spliced from 4 exons. Bases 3390 to 4343 code for a protein of 317 amino acids. Gene Ontology annotation, molecular function: glycosyltransferase activity. The record is from RefSeq and is a predicted model, not a curated record. Gene Ontology annotation, cellular component: membrane. NCBI's taxonomy places the organism in Eukaryota, Metazoa, Chordata, Mammalia, Carnivora, Felidae.